CGCUUUCUGCAGUUUAUUUGACAAUUGCAUCCUACAUGUACUUUGCACCUGUUUUUGAACCGUGACACCCAAGGAACGCACGCACACCUUGUGGUUUUUAGCAGCUCCUGUCCGAAUUUCCGAUAUAAUACCAUUCCGAACACCAUGCCAAAGGUGGAAAAAGUCCGUACGGCGAGCUCCACCCGAGCAGCGAACCCUAUUUUCGAUAAAGGCUUGGGUCAGCAUAUCUUGAAAAAUCCCCUUGUUGCGCAAGGGAUUGUUGAAAAGGCAGCUCUGAAACCGACCGACCAUGUACUCGAAAUUGGUCCCGGUACGGGUAACUUGACGGUCAAGAUAUUAGAAAAGGCGAAGAAGACUACCGUAGUUGAAAUGGAUCCUCGGCUUGCUGCUGAAUUGACCAAACGUGUGCAGGGAACCCCAGAACAACGAAAGCUCGACAUUAUCCUCGGUGACUUCCUCAAGGUCGAUCUCCCAUACUUUGAUGUCUGCAUCAGUAACACCCCUUAUCAAAUCUCCUCUCCCCUCGUAUUCAAACUCCUGCAACACCGGCCUCUGUGGCGCUGUGCGGUUCUCAUGUUUCAGCGCGAGUUCGCUUUACGGUUAACUGCAAAAGCAGGGGAGAGUCUGUACUGCCGAUUAUCCGCCAAUGUCCAACUUCUUGCCAAAGUAGACCAUGUGAUGAAGGUCGGAAAGAACAACUUUCGGCCACCACCACAAGUAGAAAGCAGUGUUGUAAGGAUGGAGCCUCGUCAACCACCACCUCCGGUGAAUUUCGACGAAUGGGAUGGCUUGUUGAGGAUCUUGUUCGUCAGAAAGAAUAAAACGGUGGCAGCCAAUUUCAAGACCCAGUCUGUGUUGGACAUGCUAUCACAUAACUACAAGACGUACUGUUCGAUAAGCGGCAAAGAUGUACCAAUGGAUUUUGAUGUGAAACAAGCGGUUAUGGAUGUUUUGGAUUCGGUGGGCAUGGCUGAGAUGCGAGCAGCCAAGAUGGAUAAUGAUGACUUUCUCAAGCUUCUCAGUGCAUUUAUUGAUGCAGGAUUCCGAUUCAGAGCAGCAUAGAGUAGGGUAAUCAGUGCAAUUUUCAUCACUACUGUAUAGUACUAGUCUAUUAUGACCCAAUGCAUUACCAAAAUACUAAUAUAGGUCCCGCUACAUAUAGACAUAUAGGCUGUACGUCCAUUUCAAUCCCUUGUGACUUAUAUUCUAUAUUCUCAUUCUAUGUCUUUAAGAAUUGGU
This is a messenger RNA of Spizellomyces punctatus DAOM BR117, 1239 nucleotides long. RefSeq names its product dimethyladenosine transferase. Gene Ontology annotation, molecular function: rRNA (adenine-N6,N6-)-dimethyltransferase activity. NCBI's taxonomy places the organism in Eukaryota, Fungi, Chytridiomycota, Chytridiomycetes, Spizellomycetales, Spizellomycetaceae. The record is from RefSeq and is a predicted model, not a curated record. The transcript has 5 exons. The coding region runs from base 145 to 1062 and encodes 305 amino acids. Gene Ontology annotation, biological process: rRNA methylation. Gene Ontology annotation, cellular component: mitochondrial matrix.